GCGCCCAGCGGCCCUGCAGGCGAGAGAGCAGAUGGGGGAGGCCUUGCCUUAGCGCGGCCUGGCUGCUCUCGAGCGGCGUGAGGAGGAGCCUUCCCUUCCGGUGCAAUAUGUUCAAGAGAAUGGCUGAGUUCGGGCCUGACUCUGGAGGGAGAGUGAAGGGUGUUACUAUUGUGAAACCUAUAGUUUAUGGGAAUGUUGCACGCUAUUUUGGGAAGAAACGGGAAGAGGAUGGACACACACAUCAGUGGACAGUUUAUGUUAAACCUUACAGAAAUGAGGAUAUGUCUGCCUAUGUAAAGAAAAUUCAGUUUAAGUUGCACGAAAGCUAUGGUAAUCCAUUAAGAGUUGUAACUAAACCUCCAUAUGAAAUCACUGAAACCGGAUGGGGUGAAUUUGAAAUUAUCAUAAAAAUAUUUUUUAUUGAUCCUAAUGAGAGACCUGUGACCCUGUACCAUUUGCUGAAGUUGUUUCAGUCUGAUACGAAUGCAAUCCUGGGAAAGAAAACUGUAGUUUCUGAAUUCUAUGAUGAGAUGAUUUUUCAGGAUCCUACUGCAAUGAUGCAGCAACUCUUGACUACAUCUCGUCAAUUAACACUUGGUGCUUAUAAGCAUGAAACAGAAUUUGCCAAUGUAGAAGUAAAAACUCGGGAGAAGCUAGAAGCUGCCAAAAAGAAAACCAGUUUUGAGAUUGCUGAACUUAAAGAGAGAUUAAAAGCAAGUCGUGAAACUAUAAACUGCUUGAAAAAUGAAAUCAGGAAACUUGAAGAUGAUGAUCAAUCCAAAGAGAUAUAAUAUGUACGGACCUUCUAUAGAGAUGAUCAUGGAACUGAUAAGGUGUCCUCAGAUUUUGUAGGAACAACUGCAUAUUAGGGUUUUAGGCAUUUCUUUGCAAGGGGAGACCACAUGUGCCAUUUGUUUUUAAGUAGUAUUUUCAUAAUUCAAAUUAAAGAUGUUUUAUCUCUUAUUUUAAAUGAUACGAUUACCUCAGAACUGAAAAAAAUA
Euleptes europaea (tarantolino) is the source of this 1001-nucleotide messenger RNA. RefSeq names its product YEATS domain containing 4 (gene YEATS4). The record is from RefSeq and is a predicted model, not a curated record. The transcript is spliced from 7 exons. Lineage: Eukaryota; Metazoa; Chordata; Lepidosauria; Squamata; Sphaerodactylidae. The coding region runs from base 108 to 791 and encodes 227 amino acids. Gene Ontology annotation, biological process: regulation of DNA-templated transcription.